AUGGUAGACUGGAUUAAAUGUGUACCCUUUGUUGGUACGGCUAUUAGUGUGUACGAAACGGGUGAAGCCAUAUAUGAAGGCAAUGGUAAGAAAGCGUUGUGGAAAUUGGGUGAGACUGUUGUGGGUGUGGGUAUGGAUGCGCUCACUGUAGUAAGUGUUGCCGAACGUGCUAGACCAAUGAGACAGGCAGCGAGAGAUGCUCAAAACGAAAGGAAAAAACAGAAGCAAAAGGAGCGAGAUGAUGCUCAAACUGGAAAUGGUGACAGCGAUUCUGACCAGGAACAUUGGAGUGACCCGGAAUGCGAAGGCGACAAACCUGAUGAAGAUGAUGUAUUGACUGACCAUGAUAAGACCAAAGCCAAGCUCAACAAGAAUUUGCCCAAAGGGGUGAAAACAGUUACGCUAUCUGCCCAUGGUCCCAUCAGAGAAGUGUCAUAUGAGACAAUUGAUGGAAACAAAAUCGUACAUUAUUCUCGAUCUGUAGUCACCAUGGACGAUUUGAGAACCGGAUUAGACCUGACUGACCCUUAUAAAAACAUUAUCAAAGAGAUAGGAAUUAACAGUACUAAAGGCAAAAGUGAUGAUGCGGGACAUAUGUUGCCAAAAGUGCUAGGUGGUGGUUUAGAAUACAACUUAUUUCCACAAAACCCGGCCGUCAAUAGGGAGUACUUUCAUCACGAUUUCGUACAACAAUUGAUUCACUUUCUCGAACAAAAUCCUAAUGGAAAUGUGGAGUACCAAGUUCGCCUAAUUUACAACCCUGGUCAGACCCGACCAUAUGGCUUCUACGUUCUGACAAGGUGCUAUUUGGAUGGCAAGGUUUACAUGAAAUUUAACCAUGGCAAAGGAUAUUACAUGGAUUGGCGCUGGAAUCCGGAUCCUAAUACAAAUGAAUAUUAA
Medioppia subpectinata is the source of this 900-nucleotide messenger RNA. Lineage: Eukaryota; Metazoa; Arthropoda; Arachnida; Sarcoptiformes; Oppiidae. The record is from the annotation of a GenBank genome assembly.